This is a messenger RNA of Medioppia subpectinata, 906 nucleotides long. The record is from the annotation of a GenBank genome assembly. Lineage: Eukaryota; Metazoa; Arthropoda; Arachnida; Sarcoptiformes; Oppiidae.
AUGUAUAACUUCAUUGGUUGGCGCCGACGGAUGACCAGUGAUAAGAAACUUAACGGACAGGUAGUUGUAGUGACCGGCGGUAAUACAGGCAUCGGAAAAGAGACUGCAUAUCAACUCACACUCAGAGAAGCUCAGGUAUACAUCUGUUGUCGAGACCAGAAGAAAGGAGAGACAGCCGUCAAAGACAUCCUAUCAAUGAAUCCAAAGGCAAACAUUUCUUUACUUUCUCUGGACUUGUCUUCACUCAUAUCUGUCCGAAAAUGUGUCAAAGAGUUGUCGGCUUUGGAGACAAAAGUGGAUAUACUUAUCAAUAACGCCGGUGUCGGCGGAUGUCCGGAGUGGACCACUCACGACGGUUUUGAGAUGCAUUUCGGCACUAAUCACCUUGGUCAUUUUCUAUUUACACUACAUAUGAUACCAAUGCUAAAGAAAGCACAGUCGGGUCGUAUAGUGACUGUGAGCUCAAGUCUCCAUCGGUUUGGCCAAAUGCACCUUGAUAAUAUAAACCUUCAAAACGGUGUAUACCAUCCCUUCUACGCGUACGCCCGGAGCAAACUCGCAAAUGUGUUGUUCAGCCGUGAAUUGGCCAAAAGGCUCCUCCACUCAAAUAUAAACACCUAUUGUUUGCAUCCGGGAGUCAUAGACACAGAUCUGUAUCGACACACAGAGAUGUUAGGGAAACGGGGGGACAGGGGCUGGUUUUUGCGUAACUUUUACAUAACACCAUUCAUGGGCUCUCAGACCACACUUUACUGCGCUCUCGACGAUAAAUUGGCAGAUGAGACAGGUAAUUGUGUUCGCGUCGAUAAUAUGAUACCCGAAGCGACUGACGACAAAAUUGCCAAAACUCUAUGGGAAUUGAGUUGUGAUUUAGUUAAGCUCGAGGAACCUCUCAAAAUAUUAUGA